Molecule: messenger RNA, 1359 nt
Organism: Paramecium octaurelia
Lineage: Eukaryota; Ciliophora; Oligohymenophorea; Peniculida; Parameciidae
Source: the annotation of a GenBank genome assembly
AUGGAUGAAUUUGAUAAAAAUGAUAAUACUAAUAUUAAAAUGAAUCGUGAAUUGAUUGUUGAAAAUUGUAAAAUGAAGUAAAGGAAUGUCUUCAAGAGAAGUAUUAAAGUGUAGAUGUAAGAUAUUAAAUUGUUAUGCAUUCAUUAGUCUUCAUUCACCAGAAUUGAUGUGUUUCAAGAUUAACUUCCUUUAUCUCCAAAUCCACUUGUUCCUCACAAAAUUACUAAUAAUACUCCAAAACUUUAAUAAAUAUAAUUACCUUUGAUUUAAACAAUAGCUAAUUAAAUAAAUACAGAAGUUCAACCUGUUUUUAAUAAACAAAUUUAAUAGGAACAAGUAAACUAAGUUUAACUUGAAUAACCAAAUAAAAAAUAAGACGAUCAUCAUUAAUCAAAUCUCAAACCAUUUAAGUAUCACUUAAUCUAGAAUCAUUCAAUUACAUAAACUGAAUGUUGUAGAGCAAUAGCUUUUAAUAAAGAUAAUUCAAUUGUAUUAGCUACUUGUGAUAAACUUAUUAAAGUAUUUGAAUUUAAAUAAGAACUGUUGAGACAAACUCAUAUUCUAAGCGAACAUUAAGAUAAUGUUACUACAUUAAAUUUCAUGAAGAAAUCCAGUUAAUUUAUAUCUGCAAGUCAUGAUUAAUAAAUUAUAAUGUGGUCUAUGAAUAUUAAUGAUUAAUGGAUUCCCUCAUACAAGUUGAGUGGACAUUCUAAUUGGAUUUUUUGUUUAGUAUUGAACAAUAAUGAAGAUCUUAUCAUAUCAGGAAGUAGAGAUAAUACAAUUAAGUUUUGGGUGAAACAGAAUGAAUGGAUAUGUUCAUAAACUAUUACAGAUCAUAAAAAUUAAGUAUUGGGAUUAAGUUUGAAUGAGUAAUAGAAUUAAGUGAUAUCUUGUGGAUCUGAUUAGUUAAUAUUAAUAAUAGAAUAGUCAUCAUAAGAUUAAAAAUGGAAUGUGAUAUAAAAGAUAUCAAUUGAAUGCACUGGUAAUCAAUUAUGCUUCAUCAAUGAUAAUAUAUUCAUCUUUUAACGAUGUUGCAAAUUGUUCAUGGAUGUUUAUGAGAUGAAUAGUAGUGAUAAAUAGUAUGCAAAGACUAAACAUAUUCCUGUGAAAUGUGGUAGGAAUGGAUGGAAUUACUAUUUUCCUUAAUAAUAUAUAAAAUCAAAAUGUGUGGUUGUUAAUAAGAAUGGUUGCAAUGUUAAUUUGAUAUGGAAGAACCAAAAUGCUGAUUUUAUAACACAUUAAUCUAUUGAAUUUGGAAGUAGUGAUCUAUAAGGAUAAAUGAGUGAAGAUGGAGAGUAUUUGAUCACUUGGGAUAAUCAAUCAAAGGAAAUUUAAAUUAGAAAAUAUCAUGAAGAGUGA